AUGAUUCAGCCCGAGGCAUUGCACCAGCUGAUCUAUGAUCAUGUGUAUGUGAAGUAUGGGCACCAGCUGGCUUUUACGAUCAGAGCAUUGCUUAAUGCAAAGGAGCGAUGCAUGAGCAAACUUGUAGCCUCAGAGUCUGAGCCUUCUGCUCUGGAGCUCCUUGUAACAUAUGGUUUUACAGAAGGAGAUAGCGUGCACAUUAAGACAUUCACACAGUGUAACGAUGCUCUUCUGGUGACAGGUUCUUCUAUAGAGCCGACGGUCGAUGUGCUACAAACCCACCAGGACCCGCCAUUGCCCCAGGAAAUUAAUAUCACACAAAACAUCAUGGGAGAUCAAGCUAUCAGCAUGGUCGUGGAAGGCAAGAAACAACUGCGCGACACGUGUAUGACGUGUGAUGCUGGAGAUUUUGACCGGUGCUUAUCUAGUAGCAAGCACCAUCCGUCUGCAGACGUGGCUGUCUCCUCCACUGCAAAAGUCGUCCCUUCUGUGAAUGCAACAGAGCUAGUCCUGAUGUCAGACACUGCACAGGCACAAUCACCCACAGAAGAGUUUUACCCUAUCCCGGCCACUACCAUCCCAUGUGAGUUCAAGCCACUUAACGCUGUAUACCUUGCGUACCAUGACAUUGUCGCGACGGAAAACGUACUGCAGAACGGGAAGCUCGGUCCUACGCCAUUCUCCUACUUCUAUGACCGCACGCUGAAGGUAGAUAGCAACUGCGAAAGAGUGGGGUACACUAUGUACCCCGCGUGUAGCGACUACUGGGUAAAGCAUAGACACUCUGGAAAUGAUGCCCUGGGAAACGAGAGCACAGACGAAUACAGUCAACCAGACGAUCCCGGACGAAUUGUGUACACGUAUGAUUAUGACAACGACAACAUCCUUAAUUCCACUUUUGAGAUUGAGCUACAUUCCUUUGCCCAGGUCAUGCAGGAAAUGGGUUCCAAUCCCCUGGGAACCGAUGACCUUCUUCCAGUCGAGAAACCCGCCGUUGCUCUUGGCGAUCAGUACACCACUGUCACCCCAACCUCUCCACAGGCACAUGGUGACAACACGAUAGCCGAGGUGGAGUUUACUGCUGAUGAUGAGGGUGCCAUGGAUAACAGCACAGAUGAGCAGGCUCCAGGGUACGUCCCUGUCGGAGAUAACAUGGAUCCAGGCCUGAUUGACCAACAGGUACUCCAUAAUGCCGAAGCCCCGGGGUUAAACAGAGAGAAGGCUCCCGAACACAUGCCCGAGGCCGCAUUUAAAUCUCAUAUAGCAAAGAAGAUAGAGGAAACUGAGCGGGCCGUAACGCCUUAUGUGGUCCGCAAGCAAUCUGCGAUACGCCAUCGUGAUAAGGAUAGACAGUACAUAGUUACCGGGGACACCAUGCGGGCAGAUGUGCUCCAACAGAUCUACAAGGGAGAGACAAGAAACUCAAAGUUACUGGAUCUUGUAGGGUUUUAUAAUAUUCCUCUAUAUUAUGGUUUGUAUAGCGAGUUCAAGGGUCUCCAUGAAAUGCGCUUUAAGAAGGGCGCCGUGCUGGCUGGGAGGUACGAGAUUUAUAAGACAAUCUUCGAGGAUUCGGCCUUCAGUGUGACUCUGAAGGCUCGGGACUUAAAGGAAGGAAAAGAUGUCUGCUUAAAGGUCGUAAAUAAUGAGAAGGACACACUGGACCAGUGUCUCAAUGAGAUUCGCUUGCUCACAUAUAUUAAUAAGCAUGAUCCAACAGGGAAACAUUUUGUGCGCAUGACUGAUUACUUCUACUACGGCCAUCGUCUCAUAAUUAUAUUUGAGCUCCUAACCAGUAACCUCUUCUCGUACUACUCUGCGCGCGAGGCUGCCCUACCACGUACGCUCCUUAAUCCGCUUGCAACAAUCUUCACUAUGCCGAGGCUUCAGCAUAUUGCCCGCCAGAUUCUGGAGAGUUUGGACUUCCUUCAUAGGCUCAACAUCCUGCACCUUGAUCUCAAACAUGAAAACUUACUUCUGGUCAACGAAGACGACGACUCCUUCGAUAUUAGGCUUGUCGAUAUAGGGUCUUCGGCCUUCUUGUAUGACGAGUGUAGUACAUAUGUUCAAUCCAGGUCCUACCGCUGUCCUGAGGUCAUCCUCGGCUUGCCAUAUGACGGCCGUGCAGACGUGUGGUCGCUCGGUCCCAUCCUCACUGAGCUCAUCACUGGGAAGGUCAUGUUCCCGAUACCCCAAAAGGCAGAUGAGGAUCACAAGCCCUAUGCCUCUAUGCUGGCCAAGCUGAUUGGCAUCAUAGGUCCUAUCCCACGUGAUAUGAUUUUAGCUGGGCGUGAAUCACAUAAGCUCUUCACGAAGGAUCUGUUCCUCUUUGAAACGCGUGAGGCUAUUCUUGGAAACAGGGACAAGGCUGAGGGUCUUAGACAUGCAGAAAUAAAGGGAGAAGACUACGUUUAUGUGUUACCGAAAAAGACGACCAUUAAGGCUAUGCUCGGCUGGGAUUCCCAUCCAGAGUACUGCGACGACUUGUUCUUAGACUUUAUCGAGACGAUAAUGAGGAUUGAUCCUCGAAAGAGACCCACUGCUGCGGAAGCGCUAGAACAUCCGUGGCUCAAGCAUGUGUACUAG
This is a messenger RNA of Giardia duodenalis, 2583 nucleotides long. RefSeq names its product Kinase, CMGC DYRK. The coding region runs from base 1 to 2583 and encodes 860 amino acids. The transcript has a single exon. Lineage: Eukaryota; Fornicata; Diplomonadida; Hexamitidae. Gene Ontology annotation, biological process: peptidyl-threonine phosphorylation; peptidyl-serine phosphorylation. Gene Ontology annotation, molecular function: protein serine/threonine kinase activity; protein tyrosine kinase activity; ATP binding. The record is from RefSeq and is a predicted model, not a curated record. Gene Ontology annotation, cellular component: cytoplasm.